AUGGCGUCCAGUGGACUUGUCCUCUCGUGUCUUUUCUUCAUUUCACUUGCACUUGAAGCAGAAAGUGUUUUUGUGAAAGUCGUUUGUCAGAAGUCUGAGGUUGUGGCUCAGUUUGGCUCGAACACGCUGCUGGACUGUGUCGUCCAGUCUCAGACGAGCAUCACUGAGACACUUGAGAUUGUAAUGGUGACAUGGACAUUAAAUGGAGCGCCUGUGCUCGAGUUCUUCAGAGGAAAACAAAAACUUCAAACACCUGGAUUUCAGUUUGCUUCGGGUCCUUUCACUGCCUCAAACACGAACGUGUCUCUGCUCAUCACUGACACUAAUUUGACCCACGCCGGAGAAUAUGAAUGUGAGAUACUGACAGACAGCGGAGAAAAUAAAGAGAAAGUGCAUCUGGACGUCAGAGCAACCUACAGCAAACCACAGAUUAAAUCUGAUCCUGAGAAAAUAAACCGUGAUAAGAGCUUCACUUUGACCUGCACGGCCCUCGGUGGCUUCCCUAAAGGUGACAUUCGCUGGGUGGUGGGUGACCUUCCCUGGAUAAAUAACCCUGAAGUGAAAGUUGAAAAGAACCAAAAUGGCCUCUUCAAUCUGACGAGCACACUACCUUUUGGAUCCGAGACAAAAUUCAGAAAAUUUGUGUGUGAGGUGUACAACGCCAAAGGAGAGAAAGAAGCCCACCAGGCUCAGCCCAAAGGAGCGACGUGGGGCCGUUCUCCUAUGAACCCACCACCUACGGGAGGAGCCAUGGAAGGCUGUUGCGAGGAGAUCUGGGAAGUAGAGACUGGGGACGCGGAGGCGGACCCGUCCAUCACUCUGGCUGAAGUCGAGGUGGUUGGGACGGUGUGUCUGGACUGGCAGCCUCAGGUGGUGAUCCCUGUGUAUAAGAAGGGGGACUGGAGGAAGAACCUCCUGUGGACAGAACACUGUCUCUAUGAGGUCCCCCACAGAAGAACCUCCUGUGGACAGAACACUGUCUCUGUGAGGGACAUGAACAUCUGGAACAGUCGUCCUCUGCACAUAAAGGAGAGGCCUGUGUAA
This is a messenger RNA of Periophthalmus magnuspinnatus, 1044 nucleotides long. RefSeq lists its product as uncharacterized. Gene Ontology annotation, cellular component: external side of plasma membrane. Bases 1 to 1044 code for a protein of 347 amino acids. The record is from RefSeq and is a predicted model, not a curated record. NCBI's taxonomy places the organism in Eukaryota, Metazoa, Chordata, Actinopteri, Gobiiformes, Gobiidae. The transcript has 7 exons. Gene Ontology annotation, biological process: immune response; cellular response to lipopolysaccharide; positive regulation of T cell proliferation.